UUUGAGUUUUAUUAUAAAAAUUUAGUGAGCGAUUAAAGCUAGUGUUUUCUACCUUACUACAUGUUCAAAAAUGGCAAGACCGGCUGCAACAUGGAAAAGUUUAUCCACACCGCUUAGUGCACCGGUGUUGGAAGUAAUCGAUGGUCUUGGGUUUCAUAAAAUGACGCCGGUUCAGGCUGCAACUAUCCCGUUACUAUUAUCCUAUAAAGAUGUGGCCGCUGAAGCGGUAACAGGAUCAGGGAAAACAUUAGCUUUUCUUGUUCCGCUGCUUGAACUUCUGCUGAAACGAAAGAAGAAUGAAGCUUGGAAAAAGCAUGAAAUUGGUGCCAUCAUCAUUUCUCCUACACGGGAGUUGACGACACAGAUUCAUGAAGUACUGGCCGAGUUUCUGAGCCACGAAGAGUUGAGCUGUUUCCGGCAAAAAAUACUAAUCGGUGGUAAUUCCGUUGAAGACGACGCCAUGGCCAUCAUUAAGAACGGUGCUAACAUAAUAGUGGGUACGCCCGGGCGUUUGCAGGAUCUUUUUGAGCGCAAGGGAGAUCUCAAUCUGGCAGCAAAAGUGAAGAGUUUGGAGCUGCUGGUGCUUGACGAGGCAGAUCGUUUACUUGACCUAGGCUUCGAGGCUACCAUCAAUACCAUCUUAGCGUAUCUUCCCCGACAGCGUCGAACAGGACUUUUUUCAGCCACACAAACGAAAGAGGUGAAGGAUUUAAUGCGUGCGGGAUUACGCAAUCCGGUGUUAGUAAGCGUACGUGAGAAGGCCACAACUAGCACGCCGAAGCUACUGCAGAACUUUUAUGUCAUCGUGGAACCCGAAACAAAGUUAACCGCUAUGCUAGAAUUUAUUCGUUCGCAACAGAUUAAAAAGGCAAUGAUUUUCUUUCCGACAUGUGCUUGCGUUGAAUAUUGGUCAAUAGCAAUGGCUGAACUGGUCAAACCGAUGACCGUACUAGCACUGCAUGGCAAGAUGAAAUCUCAAAGGUUUCGUAUAUUGAAGGCAUUCCGUGAUGCGGACAGUGCUCUACUUCUCUGCACGGAUGUGCUGGCCCGGGGUGUCGAUAUUCCAGAAGUGGACUGGGUGUUGCAAUGGGAUCCACCGUCAAAUGCUGCCGCUUUCGUGCACAGAGUAGGCCGCACAGCUCGUCAAGGAUCAGAAGGAAAUGCUCUCAUUAUGCUACUCCCGACAGAGGACGCCUACGUGGAUUUCUUGACGCGAAAUCAAAAAGUAUUGCUUAAAGAAAUGAAACUACAGGUUACCGACCAGGGGUUAAAAAAUGAGCUGAAGAAACUUCACCAAUUGCAGAUGGACGAUCGCUCCGUGUUUGAUAAAGCAAACAGGGCUUUCGUAUCGCACGUCCAGGCAUACAGUAAGCACGAGUGUAAUCUGAUUCUACGAGUGAAAGAUCUCGAUUUGGGCAAGGUGGCAACAAGCUACGGGUUGCUACAACUACCUAAGAUGCCUGAAAUGAAACCACAGUUCAGUGAGACUUUCUGUGGUCCUGAAGCCCCGGUGGACAUCUGGAAACUAACGUACAAGGAUAAGCAGAAACAGUCGUCCUUGGAAAGUAAACUGAAAACGUACAACGAGACGGGUGAAUGGAAAGGCAAGAAAAAGCUUUUUAAAAAGAAAUCUAUCCCCUGGGAAUUGGCCAAGAAAGCCCGAGAAGAAAAGAAGGAAGCCCGCAAAAACCGACGAGAACAGAAACUAAAACGCAAGGCAGCAAUUGAAGCCGGUGGGACGGUGCCGAUCAAAAAGAAGAAUAAGUUUUCCCAAGAAGAACUGGACGAAUUGGCCAACGACAUUCGCUCGUUGAAAAAGUUAAAACAGAAAAAAAUUAGCGAAGAGGAAUUCGAUCAGCAAAUGGGAUUGAACGACUUUGGAUCGUCGAACGAAUCGGAUGGAAAUUAAGAUAAACGGUUGUUUGUAUGCUAAAUAAAAUGUAUAUUUAACUGUAU
Molecule: messenger RNA, 1956 nt
Organism: Anopheles coustani
Lineage: Eukaryota; Metazoa; Arthropoda; Insecta; Diptera; Culicidae
Product: probable ATP-dependent RNA helicase DDX55 homolog
Exons: 2
Coding region: 71-1909 (612 amino acids)
Cellular component (GO): nucleolus
Molecular function (GO): RNA helicase activity; ATP binding; nucleic acid binding
Source: RefSeq, a predicted model, not a curated record